AUGUCGUCCACUAACACCACCACCGACGCCGCCGCCGUCGACCAAAACACCCAACUCCUCCACGCCAUCCUCCACCUCUACCACCCCACCCGCGACGCCUGCAACCAAAUCGCCGCCAUCAUGGGCGACGGCGUCACCGGCAACGCCAUCCGCCAGCGCAUCCAGAAGCUGCGCAAGAACAACAACAUCCCCACCCCCAGUGCCGGUGCUGCCGGUGGCAGCGAGUCCGUUGCUACGACUCCGUCCAAGGCCGGGAAGCGCGCUGCUGGCGGUGGUGGUGCUGCUACCCCCAGCCGUGGUCGCAGUGGCGGCGGCGGCGGCGGCGGCGGCGGCGGCAGGAAGGACCGCAACAAGAAAGCGGAUGACGACGACGGCGACGAGGCCGACGAGGUCGACGGUGCUGGCGGAACGCCGAGCAGGAAGCGGGUCAGAGCAGCCGACGGCGGUAGUGGCGACGACGACGACGACGAGGAGCUGGCGGCGACGCCUGCUGCUGACGCUGAUGCUCCUUCCGCGAAGAAGAAGAACAAGAAGAACACGACGACGGCGGCGGCGGCGAAGGCGAACAAGAAGCAGAAGGGCAAGAAGGAGGAUGAUGAGGAGGACGUCGACAUCGUCGCCUCUGUUGUCCCGGCCGUGCCCGCAGAGGGUCUGGUCGAUGAGGGAUCGUUCUUCUUCCUGCCGGAGGAUGAGGAUGCCGUUGUGUGA
Messenger RNA from Diplodia corticola, 708 nucleotides. RefSeq lists its product as uncharacterized. Lineage: Eukaryota; Fungi; Ascomycota; Dothideomycetes; Botryosphaeriales; Botryosphaeriaceae. The record is from RefSeq and is a predicted model, not a curated record. The coding region runs from base 1 to 708 and encodes 235 amino acids. The transcript has 2 exons.